This is a messenger RNA of Monodelphis domestica (gray short-tailed opossum), 3353 nucleotides long. RefSeq names its product solute carrier family 2 member 6 (gene SLC2A6). Gene Ontology annotation, cellular component: membrane. Gene Ontology annotation, molecular function: transmembrane transporter activity. Gene Ontology annotation, biological process: transmembrane transport. NCBI's taxonomy places the organism in Eukaryota, Metazoa, Chordata, Mammalia, Didelphimorphia, Didelphidae. The record is from RefSeq and is a predicted model, not a curated record.
GCUCCCCCAACCCUACCUAGCCGCUGCCUGGCUGGGGCACAGGAGAACAGGUUCUGCCCCUCGCCAUUGGUGCUGACCGAGCAGCACGGUGCUUCUAGGCAGCCAAUGGGAGCCCAGGUCUGGCUGGUCCAGGAUGAAGAGGAGAGAGGGGCGGGGCUCAGAUGGAUGGAGAAGCUCUGGUCCAUCCCAAGAGCGGCCCAAUCCUAGCUGGGGGGCCUAGCGUGUGCCGGUGGGGGCUGGGUGUGGCCUAUAGAUAUUGAUUUCUUCCCCUCCUUCUGCUUCCUCCUAAGGAGGACUCUCUACACCCUAGAUAAACCCUGCCCACUUCCUCAUUGGGGGCAGAUUAAUGACAGAGGCGUCCUCCCAGGACCCAGAUUUAUGGGAACCAGAACCUGCUUCCUGAAGGCCUCUGAGCCACUCGGCGGGCCCCCGUAGCUCAAGGAACCCUCCGCACCCACGAUCCUGCCUGCCAGCGUCUGGGAGCUGACGCCUGGAGCCAAGCACCAUGGAGCAGCCCCUUCUAAGAAGUGAGACUCCCGACUAUGAGACCUUCUCGGAAAAGUCAGAGCAGGAACAAGAACAGAAUUAUAUCAGAACCCUGAAGAAUAAGCGGCUGUUUCUGGCCACCUUUGCAGCAGUACUGGGAAAUUUCAGCUUUGGCUAUGCCCUGGUCUACACAUCCCCAGUCAUCCCAGCUCUUGAGAGAUCCCCCAACCCAGCUUUAAGAAUGAACAAGACAGAGUCUUCCUGGUUUGGGUCUGUAUUCACGUUGGGAGCAGCCGCUGGCGGCCUCAGUGCCAUGGUACUCAACGACCUCCUGGGCAGGAAGCUCAGCAUCAUGUUCUCUGCUGUACCCUCAGUUAUUGGCUAUGCCCUCAUGGCCGGCGCUCAGGGUCUAUGGAUGCUCUUGCUGGGAAGGACUCUGACCGGCUUUGCAGGAGGUCUCACCGCUGCCUGUAUCCCAGUCUAUGUGUCCGAGAUCUCCCACCCUGGCGUUCGGGGGGCUCUGGGGGCUACGCCCCAGAUCAUGGCCGUCUUUGGGUCCCUCCUGCUUUAUGCUCUGGGCUUGAAGGUGCCCUGGCGCUGGCUGGCAGUGGCCGGAGAGGUGCCCGUGGUUGUCAUGAUGGUACUUCUAUGCUUUAUGCCCAACUCGCCUCGAUUCCUCCUCUCCCAGGGCAAGGAGGAGGAGGCCCUGGAAGCCCUGGCCUGGCUCCGAGGAAGGGACACUGACUUCCACAGAGAAUUCCAGCAGAUCCAGAACAGUGUCCAGCAACAGAGCAGCAGACUGUCGUGGGCGGAGCUGCGGGACCCCUUCAUCUACAAGCCCAUCGCCAUCGCAGUUCUGAUGCGAUUCCUGCAGCAGCUCACCGGCGUCACGCCCAUCCUGGUGUACCUGCAGUCUAUCUUCCACAGCACGGCCGUCCUGCUGCCCGCGGAGGAGGACGCUGCCAUCGUGGGGGCCGUGAGGCUGGUCUCGGUGCUCAUCGCAGCCACCACCAUGGACAAAGCCGGCCGGAAGAUCCUUCUCUUCGUCUCAGCCUCCAUGAUGCUCGUGGCAAACCUGGUCCUGGGACUCUAUGUCCAGCUCAGCCCGCAGCCUCCAGCCCCCAACGCCACCGUGGAUCUGAGCGGCGGAGCCCUGGAAGCGUCGGGCUCAGGCAGCUACCUGAUGCUGGUUCCCCUCUUGGCCACCAUGCUCUUCAUCAUGGGCUAUGCCAUGGGCUGGGGCCCCAUCACAUGGCUCCUCAUGUCUGAGAUCCUCCCCCUGAAGGCCCGAGGGGUGGCCUCUGGGCUCUGUGUGCUGGUCAGCUGGCUCACGGCCUUCGUGCUCACCAAGUCCUUCCUGCUGGUGGUGAAUGCCUUUGGCCUUCAGGUCCCAUUUUACUUCUUUGCUGCCAUCUGUCUGGUGAAUCUGGUCUUCACAGGCUGCUGCGUGCCAGAAACCAGGCGCCGGUCCUUGGAACAAAUUGAAUCGUUCUUCCGCACGGGGCGAAAGUCAUUCCUGAGAUAGGGAGGUGCUUCAGCCUCCAGGCCAGGAGGGGCAUCAGGCUCUGGGACGCUAGGGGUUCCUCAGAAGCAGGACACGGGAGGUACUAGCAAAACCAGCUGGAAUUGGGAAAAACAGAGACCAAAACAUUCCGGCCAACAAGUGGUUCCCAGCUCCGAGUCACCAGAGAUUCCUGGCCUUGGCAGAUUUGAAUGUGGUCCUUCCCCUCCACCUGGAGCCCACAAUGCCCUCCAAUGGCUGGCUUCUGUGGAGCAAGUGGGCACGUCCCAGGAAGAAGUCCAGAGACAAGGGGCUAGCUCUUACUAACCAAUGGGGAUCAAGGAAUCAAGAUCGGAGAGAACACCGGGAAAGGAAAAGUGCCAGAUGGUAAUCCUGGCUCUGCCACUGACAAGUUGCUUCACCCCUUUCUCACCCUGUACAAUGGGCAUCCUAAUUCCUACCUUGCCUGCCCCAUUCACAACAGAGCAAGCCUGAGGAUCAAAGAAAAUCAUGAAUUUGACUGCAUUUUGGAAACCACAGAAACUUAGGAUGCCAUGAGAAAUUUUGUUACUGACUGGGACGCACCUUUAGGGGAAUACGAGUUCUAGGGCCUGGUGAAGCACGGAUCUACUCACCGAUGUGUGGUCAAUGGAUGUUGCCUGGGACAUUUCUCAAAGACCCCAGAGACCCAAAGGGGAAGCAGAACAUGCUCAAUGCCUCCAUCUACAAACGGGCUCUAUGAGUUUACAGGGGAGCUGUUGAACCCAGAACCCCAGACUGGGUGGAAAGCUGUGUCCUAGCUCCAUGAGUUUUUCCCCAUUGACCUCGCAUUGCCUUUUCCCUUUAUGGGAGUGAGUAUGGGAGUUGGCCAGUCCACAGUGUCAUUAGAGGGAACAAAGAGAAUGAAAACACCCUCCUGCUGCUCAAAACUCACCCAAAUUCCAUAAGAAGUCCAUGUCUAAAGCCUUUAUAAAUGAUGUGUUUUAUGCAUUAUUUUCACUGGGGUUGUGUUGCAGUAAGGCCAAGUUGUCCCAAACCAUCCAUUUGUCCAGCUGCCUGAUGAUUAAUAAAUUUUCAAAAUAAUUGUCUGGGAUCAGAGUUCAAUCUGUAGUCAUAGAACAGAGCAAACCCCUUUUUCCUACUAUGUAAAAUUUCAGGAUAAUCUUUUCAUAAGAUGGAGUUGGAUAGAUAUUCCUGAAAAUCACUCCCAGUCCUGACAUGCUAUGAUUCUGGGAGUAAAGCUCCCUGGCCCACAAGAUAGACUGAAUGCAUAACUUGAUUUGUUUUGUACAGAAUUGCCUAACUAGCUUACUUGUCUACUUUGAAAUGAAAACCAAAAUAAAACUUUCAGAGGGCACAGGUCAAA